Metschnikowia bicuspidata var. bicuspidata NRRL YB-4993 is the source of this 2634-nucleotide messenger RNA. It is a transcript of the gene AMS1, whose product is annotated as alpha-mannosidase. The coding region runs from base 98 to 2554 and encodes 818 amino acids. The record is from RefSeq and is a predicted model, not a curated record. Lineage: Eukaryota; Fungi; Ascomycota; Pichiomycetes; Serinales; Metschnikowiaceae. Gene Ontology annotation, molecular function: alpha-mannosidase activity; carbohydrate binding. The transcript is spliced from 2 exons. Gene Ontology annotation, cellular component: fungal-type vacuole membrane. Gene Ontology annotation, biological process: mannose metabolic process; oligosaccharide catabolic process.
CUUCUUUCUUCUUUCACAAAAUACGCAAUACGCAAAAAAAUAAAACACAUUAAAAACACAUUUUCUAAAGACUGCGGCGUUGCGACCAUCCAUCAUUAUGAGCUACGAUUCCAUCAAUUUGCAGCCCAACUUCAAGCCAAUCGACAAUCUAUUUCUUAAUAGGUUGCGUCAGUUCACCGACGGAGGCAGGUACCUGUCGUUGAAUUUGCCGAAGUUCUAUGAUUUAGAAAGAGUGGACUCAAACACGGACGCCAUUGACUUGAAAGUGUGGCGCGUGCCGGACGAAAAUGGCAAAACGGCCCGUCCUUUAUUCCGCGAUAUCAAAUUCGAUGAAAUCGAGUGGAAGAACGCGAAAAAAGGCGAUAACUAUGGGCCCUCAUGGAAAACGUUUUGGUUUAGAAUUGAAUGGAAGAUUCCAGAGUCAUGGAUUUCAGCGGCGGAGGAGAUCGACUUUGACUGGGACUGUAGUAAUGAGGGGCUUAUAUACGACUCCCACGGCACGCCUUUGCAGGCCUUUACGGGUGGCGAGCGUACGCUUUUUAGAUUACCCAAGGAAUUCUGGAAAACCGAAAAACAGCUUUUCUAUUUGGAAAUUGCCUGUAAUGGUAUGUUCGGCAAUGGCGACGGCGGAACCCCGGACCCAAACAGGUAUUUCCGUCUCAACAGAUGCGACCUCGUGCUUCCUGAUGUGGAGGCCCGUAGAUUGUUCUGGGACUUUUGGAUUAUUGGCGAUGCCGCCCGAGAAUUGGGCCUGGGUGGCAGCAAGUACCAGGCUGCGCUGGUUGCAACCGAAAUUAUGGAUACUUUUGAUGCCAAUGACCGGGGCUCUAUUGCGAAAUGCAGAAAGAUCGCCUCCAAAUUCUUGGGUGCCCACAUCGACUCAGAUGAGGUUUUUCAUGUGAACCCAUUGAAUAAAAUUGAUGUCUAUGGAGUAGGAAACUGUCACAUUGACACGGCAUGGCUCUGGCCCUUUGCAGAGACUAGGCGUAAAAUUGUGCGUUCCUGGACAACCCAGCUCAAGAUUGCCGAUGAGUACCCGGAAUACAUAUUUGUUGCAUCUCAGAUGCAGCAAUUCAAGUGGUUGAAACAAGACCAUCCAGAAAUUUUGAAGAGAAUCAAGAAAAAGUUUGUUACCAAUCAGUUUCUUCCAAUUGGCGGGUCCUGGGUAGAGAACGACACCAACAUGCCCGGCGGAGAGUCUCUUAUCAGGCAGUUUCUCUUGGGUCAAAGGUGGUUGCUCGAUGAAUUUGGAGCUCCUUCUACGGUGUUUUGGCUCCCGGACACGUUUGGGUAUUCCUCGCAAAUACCCCAGAUAUGCCAGAUUUCGGGUAUCGAGAAGUUUCUCACCCAGAAGCUCUCAUGGAACAACAUCAACACCUUCCCGUUGUCCACCUUCAACUGGAAGGCGAUCGACGGUUCUCAAGUGUUGGUCCAUAUGCCGCCAGCAAAUACGUAUACCGCCAGUGCCAACUUUGGAGAUGUGGUGAGAUCCCAAGGGCAACACAAAAAUUUGAGAGAUGUCCCAACGGGUCUUCUUCUCUAUGGGCACGGAGAUGGAGGCGGCGGCCCCACUGAAGAGAUGUUGGAGAAGUUGAGAAGAUGCAGAGGAAUGGCAAACACCAACGCUGCAAUUCCUUCCGUACACCUUGGAAACACGGUUGAAGAGUUCUACGACAACGUCUUAGAGAGAUCCGAUAACGGGAGGAGCCUUCCUACUUGGACAGGCGAAAUCUACUUGGAGUUUCAUAGGGGAACUUACACCACACAGGCAGACGUCAAGAAAUGGAUGAGAUUCUCCGAAAUUAAGAUGCACGACUUGGAACUCCUCGCCACACUUCUCUCGAUCACUACAGCUUACAAGUACCCAACAAAAGCUAUCCAUGAUCUUUGGGAGGACAUUGCUUUGUGCCAAUUCCAUGAUGUUUUGCCUGGGUCUUGCAUUGGAAUGGUUUACUACGAGGAAGUGAAGCCAAUGCUCACCAAAGUAAUGAAGACUUUGGAUGAGCUUUUGGAAGAUGCUCUUUCCUAUAUGGAGAAGGAAAAAAGAGCGGAAAUUGUUGGUAUCAACACAUUGCCUUGGGACCGAACCGAGUUGAUUUCAGUACCGCACAGGGAAAUUGAAUCUUUGAACCUCGACAACAGGUUGCUAAAAAUUGAAGACAGAGACACAAUAAAGCUUGGGUUUGAUACCUGUACAAACAGCUUUAUUAAAAAAGGCGGGCUUAAGUACCCUGCUUCGAUUAAGGCUGUUGAUAACAAGGAAUUUAUUCUAACCAAUGGGCUCCUUGAAGCAAAGAUAACGGCAAACGGUGAAGUCAAAUCGUUGUAUGAUUUGAAGGCCGAUCGAGAGAUUAUUGAUCAAACAGCCACAAAGCAAACAGGUGGUGUUGGGAAUCAAUUCGUGCUUUUUGAUGAUGAGCCGUUAAGCUUCCCCGCCUGGGACACCGAGAUAUACUCACUCAACAAGUUCUCUUAUUUGACCAAAGGAGAGAUUUUGUCUGUUUCCAGCGACCCCCUUGAGUCGAAAUUAGUUGUGAAGCACAAGAUUUCUUGAAAUUCUCGUGUCAUGUGGACUGGCACGAGUUUUACAAGUUUUUGAAAGUUCAAUUUCCCGUCACAAUCCACACUCCCCAG